UUAUUUGCCCGGCUACGUAUUGUGUGUUGAAUCUGCGGAAUGCUUGCCUCUCCCAAGAUGGCCGCUUGCCGGUAGUGUCCCUGAAGGAUGGUGCCGCUGCAACCGGGCUGACUUUAGGAUGGCGGAGGCCUGGGAUUCUGAGCUCGUGACUCAGGUUUUUGGGUACCUGCUGGCCCUGAGCACCGAGUUUACUAAAGAAUGGGAGAGCAAUGAUAUGAGGGCUACGAUCUUCAAAGUACUUCUGGGCUGGAUAGUCCUGAGUGUCACUGCUAUACAGCUGGCUUGGAAGUGGUAUGGACCUACCGUGAACAACAUCUACUACCGGCAGGGUAUGGGGGGGCAAAAUGGAGGAACCCCAGAAUACCCCUCGAAUUUCCCCAUGUGGGAGAGUUCAAGCACGGAGUCGUUAAAAACCCACCGAGAAUGAAAGAGCGCGGCCCCCGGGAGACAUCAGGUGACCGGCAGCACUGUGUAAAGACGUAUUACCUCCCGGGAGCAGAUCCCGCUGCUCCUCCGCACUGACGAAGGCAAGUACCGGCAGACCUUGGGCUGUGAGCAGACGCUAAACGGAAGACGACCACCACAAGUCUCUCACUCCUCCACGUGGCUCACGAGAGCCUGAUCACUGGAUAACACUUUGUUCGGAGAGGGCUGGCGAAUGAGCGCCAUGGAACAUGGUUAUCAAAAUGUACCACUUCAGAACAAAAAUGGAUUUGCCACCUCCAAACCAUGUGUAUUUUACCAUAUGCCUCUCUAGGAGUCUUUGUGCUGCUACGUGUAAUAAGUCCAUUUUCAUCUUGUUUCAGCUCAGCAUAACCACUCUCUAUCGCUCUUUAACUACCUUAUUACAGUAUAACUUAUCCCAAAAAACAACAGUUCCCCAUCAGUAUACCCAGAACUCUAGAAUGUAUAGACAGAAUGCUACGUCCCUGAUAAUGAUUCUUUAUCCGUCUGCUCUGUGAAUGCAUCGUGCGCUGGAAACGGGGUCUGGGGAAUG
Molecule: messenger RNA, 997 nt
Organism: Spea bombifrons (plains spadefoot toad)
Lineage: Eukaryota; Metazoa; Chordata; Amphibia; Anura; Pelobatidae
Gene: TCTA
Product: T cell leukemia translocation altered
Exons: 3
Coding region: 119-427 (102 amino acids)
Source: RefSeq, a predicted model, not a curated record